This is a messenger RNA of Guillardia theta CCMP2712, 648 nucleotides long. RefSeq lists its product as hypothetical. Bases 258 to 593 code for a protein of 111 amino acids. NCBI's taxonomy places the organism in Eukaryota, Cryptophyceae, Pyrenomonadales, Geminigeraceae. The record is from RefSeq and is a predicted model, not a curated record. The transcript has 11 exons.
AGGAAAAACGAGCUCAACGUGAGGCUAUCGAAGAGGAUCGAAAGAGAAAGAAAGAGCUUGCUGAAAAGCGUGAGGAGGAAGCGAGAGAGAGGGAAGAGCAGCGUCGUAGAGAAGAGAAAGAGAAAGAAGAAGAAGAGAAACGAGCUCUGGAGGAAAAGAAGAAGAAAGAGGAAGAAGAAUACGACAAGUGGAAGGACCUCUUCGAGACUGGGGAAGGUGGAGCCCAGGCAGACGAAGAUUUGCAAGAAUCGCAGGGAAUGCUUCAGGAAUUCAUUGACUAUCUCAAGGCCAAGAAGAUUUCUCCGCUGGACGAGGUUGCAAGUGAAUUCAAACUCAAGACCCAGGAGGUUGUGAACAGAGUAGAAGGUUUAGAGGCCAUGGGAAGAAUCACUGGUCUCCUGGAUGACCGUGGAAAGUUCAUCUACAUCUCAACUGAGGAGAUGGAAGCGGUUGCAAAGUGGAUCAAGUUGCAAGGGAGGAUAGGAGUGAGCGAUCUUGCAGCGGAGAGCAAUCGGCUCGUCGACCUGCAGCCCAAAGAAGCUGUUCGAACGACGAUAGAGGGGGCUGUCGUGGAGGAAGCAGCAACACAAUGAGGGCUGGUAAAUCAUCUAAAGCCUCCCGUGGAAGUAAUAAAGCUAUUUGGCCGUG